AUGCAAGCACGUAUGGGGAUUGCCGGGAAAGACGCGUCUUAUCUGGCUGCACUCAACGCGGGCGGCACAGUCCCAAGUGUCAAUGUCGGUGAAGGCAGCGCCAUCACCGGAGGGACGGUAAUAGGAGGUGAUUAUCACAAUGUCACUCAUAUCCACAGCAUCUCCGCCAGCGCUGAACCUCGCGGCGACUCGUCUGAAAGUCGCGACGCUCUGAUAUCCGACAUUACCACUUGGUUCGAUCUCCGGUCGAACUCGAGGGGGAUCCACAUCGACGUGAGGAAGAAACGGAUCCCUGCGACAGGAGACUGGUUCAUCAACAGCAAGGAAUACACUCACUGGAAAGGCACAAAGGGCGCUGUUCUGUCACGCGUGGUGGAUGAUCUACUACCGCUCGAGGAAGCUGCCGACCGCAAAAUCUGCGUCCUGUUCGUCUAUAACCGCUACAACGAACCUCUCUCGGUCGGUGAUAUCUUGAAGAACUUCAUCCUUCAAAUCAUCCAGCGUCACCGCCACCUUGCGGACCUCGUUAAACCUCUUUACCGACGUGGUCGACUUGAAAAGACUAACCCAUCCGACGACGAUCUUCUCAACCUCCUCCUCAGAUUGGAGGGUCAUUUCGAUCGUACAUUCUACGUCAUUGACGGAGUAGACGAAGUCGAUCGCAAGCACCAGUUCGACUUGAUUCAGUUCUUAAACCAGCUGCAGGGCAAUGUCAUCUUCGCCUCCCGUCCUUUGGACGACUUGCGCACAGAGUUGGAGGGUGCUCGGUAUUUGACUUUGCUGGCGAAGGGUGAAGACCUCCAACUACUCAUUGAUGACAGGCUAAGGCGAUACAAGGCAUUAUGUCGCGUCUUGGAGAAGAAUAACUACCGAGAGGAAGCCACCAGGCAGAUAGCUGAAAAGGCUGAGGGAAUGUUCCUCCACGCUGCCUUGCAGAUCGAAGCUCUACGCAAUUGUCUGUCACUUUCGGCAGUUGAAGCCAAGCUCGAGCAGUUUCCAGUAGGCAUAGAGGGGAUGUACGCCGCUAGCAUCUCGCGGAUCGAAAGCCAGGACCCAGAACUCGUCCGGAUUGCCAAGCAGGUACUUUUCUGGCUUGUCUUUUCCCGCGGACCUUUAUCGUUGCGGGACCUCCAAUCUGCGCUUGGUGUAAACCCCCAAACAUACAGUGUCGAGAAGUCGCUUAUGCCGGAUGAAGAAUCCAUCAUUGACCUGUGCUGUGGUUUGGUUGAACUGGACACGGAAAGUGACGUUGUUCGACUUGUCCCGCGAGAUGCACUCCAACCCAUUCUCCUCAAGGACUUUCCCGGCCCCCAUCUCUUCAUCAGUAAAGUCCUGGCCCAGAAGAUGGUCGACAAGGGGUUGCCCUGUUGCACCAUCGCCGAGAUUGAAGCUUUUGACACCCUCAUUGAGCAAGAACCACUCCUUCGUUACUCCUACGAACACUGGGGCACCCAUGUUCUGGAGUGUGGAGAUACACCCGAAGCCAAUGAGGUUGCGAUGGCUUUUCUGCGGCAAUGUACCUCUUUUCCUAGUGAUCACACGUGGCAUUCGCUUGUCCCGCUGAAGCCACUUCACGUCGCUGCUUUCUAUGGUCUUUCGAUAUACCUAGACCAUGCCUUCGGGAACAAUGGGGAUUGUGACGGUCGGCCAACACCAUGCCUAACCUCCGCCGACAGCUCACCCCAGGCAGGGGACAAGCCCAUUGGAAUGGACAACGUGGGCUGGACUGCGUUACAACGAGCGUCGCUACUUGGACACGAGGAUGUCGUCAACGAGCUCCUCCAGUUCCAUGGCAUCGACGUCAACGCUACGAACAGCAAUGGGUGGACUGCAUUCAUGAUUGCCGCGUUUGUAGGCCACGAGCGAAUUGUCAACCGACUCCUCCAGGUCUAUGACAUUGACAUCAAUGCUGUGGCCAACGAAGACGCGACUGCGCUCACCUUCGCCUCGGAUCAAGGACACGAUGGAGCGGUCGGCCAGCUCCUACAGUUCCAUGGCAUCGACAUCAACGCUGUGGACACCCGAGGCGCGACUGCGCUGAUGUGUGCCGCGGAUCAAGGUCACGACGGAGUGGUCAGCCAGAUUUUGCAGCGCGAGGAUCUCAACGUCAACGCUCAGAGUGAUAGCGGUUGGACUGCGCUCAUGUGUGCCUCGGAUGGAGGUCGCGAUGGAGUGGUCAGUCAACUGCUGCAGCGCCAAGAUCUCAACGUGAACGCUCAGAACGAUAGCGGGUGGACUGCGCUCAUGUGCGCCUCGGAUAGAGGGCACGCUGGAGUGGUCAGCCGACUCAUGCUGCGCGACGAUCUCCACGUCGACGCCCAGAGCGAUAGUGGGUGGACUGCGCUCAUGUGCGCUUCCGAUGGAGGACACGAUGAAGUGGUCGGUCGACUCAUGCAGCGCCGAGAUCUCAAUGUGAACGCUCAGAACGAUAGCGGGUGGACUGCGCUCAUGUGGGCCUCGGAUGGAGGUCACGAUGGAGUGAUCAGCCAACUCCUGCAGCGCGAGGAUCUCAACCCCAACGCUCGGAGCGAUAGCGGGUGGACUGCACUCAUGUGGGCCGCGUACAAAGGUCACGAUGGAGCGGUCAGUCGGCUCCUGCAGCGCCGGGAUGUCGAUGUCAACGCUCAGAGCGACAGUGGACGGAAUGCACUUAUGUGCGCCACGGAUCAAGGUCACUAUGGAGUGGUCAGGCAACUGCUACGGUUCCAUGGCAUCGACGUCAAUGCAGUGGACGGCAGCGGCGUCACUGCGCUCAUUCUCGCUUCCAAUCGAGGUCGUGGUGAAGUGGUCAACCAACUCCUCCGGUACCCGGGCAUCGACGUCGAUUUCGCCACCGGGUCUGGAAAGACGGCUUUGUCUAUUGCGCAGGAGCGUGGGCGCUCGAGUGUUGUGGCACUGUUAACUAGAUUCAUUCAGAACCGAUCGGCAGGUACAGGUGUAUAG
Messenger RNA from Coprinopsis cinerea okayama7#130, 2943 nucleotides. RefSeq names its product ankyrin repeat domain-containing protein 50. Gene Ontology annotation, molecular function: protein binding. Lineage: Eukaryota; Fungi; Basidiomycota; Agaricomycetes; Agaricales; Psathyrellaceae. The record is from RefSeq and is a predicted model, not a curated record. The transcript has 7 exons. Bases 1 to 2943 code for a protein of 980 amino acids.